GCUCCACUGGAGGCAACAAGUCUACGGGGUUCUUUCCGCCGUGUCUGGCGUGUUUUCUAAAGCUCGUAUUUUCAGGGAUCAGAUCUAUAUGGCAGCUCGACCUUCAAAGAGGAGGAUCGAAGGAAGCAUUGUCUCUAGAUGAUUGGCAGCUGAACUCUGACCUCACUCAGACGUGAACAAGCUUUUAUUCGCUUGAAUAAGCGAAGCGGUAUGAAAAUGCUCCUUGACAUCCUUUCGAAGGAGGGAUAGUCGUCCUGCAGUACUCGGAAGGCGUGAGGCAUUAAAGGCUUGGACAGACGGAGAUAAAGCUACAAACCUAGCAAUUUGCAUAUCUGGCAUUUCGCUUGCACUGCAUGCAAAAGUAUACAGUCCGACAUGAUCGCGGGAUGUAUGCAUCCAACUGAAACAUGAUCUGAAGCGAAUAAUGUUUAAUGUUGGGAGAUACGGCAUCACAAGACGCGCAAAAAGAAAUCUGGAUGAGUUGGAUUCAUUACAAAGUAUACUUGUUCACAGUGAUCUUGAACCAGAAUGGUUGGAUGAUGUGCAGAAGAAUGGAGAGCUGUUCUACCUGGAACUGAGUGAAGAUGAAGAGGAUUUACUUAUCCAAGCUAAUUCAACAACAGCACCUUUGAUCAAUCAUGUCCGGUUUAGUGAUAAAGAAGCAGAGAUCAUUACUGAUCACAAAUCAAAAGAACCUUGCAUACAUGAACACAGACUUAAAAAACUUGCUAAUGUUUUAAAAAAGAAAGGCCUAAUACAUGGACAUUCUUGCAGCAAAGUGAAUGAACAGAGAAAUAAUCAGCCACCAAGACCUGUUUCAAUAUUGAAACACCAACCAAACCCUAAAAUUGGGGUAUCGGUACAGCUGUCAUACAAGAAUGUGUAUGUUUAUGUUAAUCCAAAUAAAAUAAACAAUGAAUCACUUGUUGAAGGGACAAGGCUGUUGGAGGCGUAUGUGGGGAUUGUUUAUCAGCCUUCAAGGAAAAAUCCAGCAGAAGGAAAGCAUUUGGACAAAUUCACAGGUGCUAAAACAGCUGAAGAGAAAAUUGUUGUACACAGUUUGAUUCAUGGCAGCGCAGCAAUGAAAAGUGGUCAAAUAUUUAUAGGUGAUGCUCUAAUUGCUGUGAAUGAUGUGGAAGUAACCACUGAGAACAUAGAACGUGUCUUAUCAUGUACUCCAGGUCCAAUCCAGGUGAAACUCACAUUUGAAACUUUAAGCCAUGAUCAAGUACAAGCUGACAUGUCUUUCGAACACAACGCUAAACCAGUUCCCAGUGGUACCAAUCUGGUGAAACUGUUAUGGGGUCAAGACACUGCAGAUCUUCAAAUGGAUAUUGGCAAAGUUUCUCAUAUUGCAAUGUAUUUAACUUUAAAGAUGGAAUCUGAAGACUCCAAGGAAGAGCAAGAAAUCCUUUACCAUUAUCCAAUGUCCGAAGCAUCCCAAAAGUUGAAAAAUGUCCGGGGAAUAUUUAUAACCCUCUGUGAUAUGCUGGAAAAUAUAACAGGGGGACAAAUUAUCAGUACUUCAUUGUUGCUGAAUGAAAAACUUAUUAAUGUAGGAUAUUGGAAAGAAGGUAGCAACCUGCUACUCAUAGGACUACCAGCUGAAAGGGUUCCUCUUCCACAGCUAAGAAACAUGAUCAAGAAUCUUGUGAGAACCUUACAGUACAUGUACAGCUCACUAGAUAGUGCCUUUUGCAAGUUGGAGAAUUUUCCCCGAUUAGACCACUUUUUCAAUCUGUACUUCCAACGUGCCAUUCAGCCGGCAAAGUUAAACUGCAGCACCAGUCCCAGUUCCCAGCUUUAUAGUAGUUCGACAACUUUGUUUUUAGACAGUCUACCUGGAGUUCGCUGGCUUACAUUACCCCAGGAUAUUAAGAUGGAUAUUGAUACCACACUAAGUGAUCUAGAAUCAGCAGACUUUGGAGAAUUGUCUGAAGAUUAUUAUGAUAUGCAACGAUUAUAUGUGAUUCUGGGCUCCUGUCUGUUCUUCAAGGGUUAUUUGAUUGGCAAUCAUUUGCCCAAAGAUGACCUCCUUGACAUCGCACUUUAUUGCCAGCAUUAUUGCUUGCUACCCCUAGCAGCAGAGAAACGGAUUGGUCAGCUGGUCAUAUGGCGUGAAGUGUUUCCAUAUAGAUACACUGUAUCAAGUAAUGAACCAAUCAUUGAGGGUUACCAGGAACCAAAAGGAAGAUACUUUUUGCUGAUUGUUGGUUUGAGGCACUUUAUGCUUUGUGUGGUGCUGGAAGCAGGAGGAUGUGCAUCCAAAGCAAUUGGAAAUCCGGGGCCAGACAGUAUUUAUGUUGACCAAGUUAAAACAACCUUAUUUCAGCUUGAGGGACUAGAAGCCAGUAUACAAGAUAGGCUGGCCAGUCCUUCCACUCCAUACUUAUCAUGUGUUGAUUGGUUCCUCCCUCCUCGUGACAAGUUUGAAAGUAUCAGCAGUUCCCCUAUCAUCAGCAAGUUGCAAGGAUCAUCUAAAUCAACACAAUCUCCAACAAGCCGAAGGACAUUAUUUGGAGACUCCAACCUAAGGAUGCUGAAAUCUAGUCCUCCAGGGAGCAAUAGUACAUCCGAUAAUGCUGGUGAAAAGCUUGGAGAUGCUGGUUCUUUCAGCAUGGACUUCAAUUCAUAUUUUGCAUCCAGUAAGAUCAAGAAGCAUCUGCGUAGAGAGACUCCAGGUUCUGGUGGAUCUGAGAACAAGAAGAAACAAAGUUUUCCAAAUCCAUUUUUUCUGGGAAGUAUGAAGAAAAGCCUUCCUGAGACAGAGACAGAGGAAAUGUACAAUAUAAAAAAAUUGACAUCUGGCUCAGAAAACACUCUUUUUCACUAUAUUUCUUUAGAAACAGUGCAGGGAAUAUUCAUUACGCCCACACAUACAGAAGUUGCACAUCUUAAUGGUUCUAUUCACUCACAGCUAAUCAAAAACUUCCAUCGUUGUUGCUUAUCAAUACGGUCGGUUUUCCAAAACACUUUGGACAAAUGGGAAAGAUGUCCAGAUAUUAUCCACAAUUCAACUCAAGUAAGCCUCAGGAAAAAUAGCUCAGGACUUGGUCCAGUGAAGGAACAUGGUGUCUUAUUCCAAUGUAGCCCUGAAAACUGGACUGACCAGAAGAAGCCACCACCCAGCACAUGUUACUGGGUUGUUGGAAGACUUUUUGUAGAUCUUCAUCCUCAAGAAUUUUAUGUGUGCUUCCAUGAUUCUGUGACAGAGGUUGCUGUAGAGCUUGCUUUCAGACUCUCAUUUGGAUUGAUUACAUAAUGUAUGUUAAUUUACAAAAACCUUUUCUGAGAGCAUUUCAUUAUCACGUUGCAAAAUAUAUGGAAAACGAGGCUCACAAUUCUCUUCAGGAUAUUCCAUUAACUUGAUUCUGCAUUCAAAAUACCAUUGACUAUUUUUGGUGAACCGGUAAAUAAUCAAGCAUUUCAAAAUACAAAUACAACCACAGAGAACACUAGUUGCCCUUAACCCAGUAAUUGACAACACACAACACUCUUGUUUUAUUAAAGGCAAUAGUGAAAAUAUUGUGACCAAUUCAAACAAUGAAACAAUAAAUCUUUGGCUAUACAUAAUUUAAAUGUAAUUGCAAUCUAAAUGGAAGAAUAUAAAUUUGUCAUGUUUUUAUUUCUUACUGAAUUUUGUUUGCCAUAGAUUGAAAAUGAAAUUGAACUAUUACUUGAAAUGUGCCUUUGAAGAUAAUUACAGAUAUUUUCUUUUUGCAUAAAAUAACAUACCUUAAUUGUAAGUUGACUGCUUUGGGAAAGGUAA
Messenger RNA from Pristis pectinata (smalltooth sawfish), 3769 nucleotides. RefSeq names its product inturned planar cell polarity protein (gene intu). The coding region runs from base 425 to 3262 and encodes 945 amino acids. The record is from RefSeq and is a predicted model, not a curated record. NCBI's taxonomy places the organism in Eukaryota, Metazoa, Chordata, Chondrichthyes, Rhinopristiformes, Pristidae. The transcript is spliced from 16 exons. Gene Ontology annotation, molecular function: protein binding. Gene Ontology annotation, cellular component: cilium; cytoplasm. Gene Ontology annotation, biological process: cilium assembly; establishment of planar polarity; vesicle-mediated transport.